GGAGCGGCUAGAUGAGUCAGGGUCUCACGAAGUAAACUUCAUAAUUCAAGCCGGACAAUUUUUGAGAACUGAGCAGAACAGAUCAAAAAGAGAAAGAUUGCUUCGCCACAUAGAUAAGAUCAGAUUCAACGACCAGCAUCGACCUCAUCGUUGGAAACCAACGCAACAACGACUACAAGCAACAAGCAAUGCAUCCAGGGGAGAAAAGUGGUGCCACCCUGCUCGAUGAUGCGUCGGUGGGAUCGAUCAACCCAAAAGACGUGGACGCGAUGGUGGCCAAGGGAAUAGGUAUGCUGUCCAUCCGCGACCGAAAUGCAAUCUACGAAGAGAUCCACGGUGUUUCCAGCAUGGCGAUCAAAGAAACGCCCGAGCUGAUCCGAGACUCCCUCCGAAACUUCGAAAAGGAGCUGGAGAACGCGGACCAUGCGAAAAAGUUUGCCUACGAUGCCAUUAUGAACCAAGAGGAAAACGCCGUGUCGAAAGAUGUUAUAACUGAUGACGCGUUUCGGUUACGAUUUUUGCGGUUCGUCUUCUUUGAUGCCAAAGCAGCCGUCGCGCGAAUGAUCUCUUUUUUGGAUAUACUCCAUACGUUGUAUGGAAUGGAAGCGCUGAAAAAGUUCGACGACUCGAUGGAUUUUUUUAUCAACACAAAGGAACUCAAGAUCGGACUUCGGGCUGGAUAUAUUCAGCUGCUGCCCUUUCGUGAUCGGAGUGGCAGAAGAAUCAUCGUGUUUGUAACUGAUUGCUUGAAGCUCGAAUCCAAAGUGAGGGUAAGGACGAAAUUGAAAUGCUUAGUGAUGAUUAUCCAAGCUUUUAUUAGCCAGCGCCAGCUAGGCAAAAGCAAAGCACAAAAGUCACAAACCAGACCUUUUUGCAGGCUUACAAUAACUCAACUUACCCCGAGGUGCAACUUGCUUUCUUUCAAAACCCUCUCUUCUCAUAGAUCAAGAUCUUUCUUUACAUAACCUAUGUGGCGGGCGAAGACGUGGAAACCCAAAAGCACGGUUGUCUGAUGUUGUUCUGGCCUGGGGUCGAGGAAAUUAGGCCGCCGGAGUCGAGCCACAGAUCAUUAGUGUCAAAAAUCAUAAAUAGCUUGCCAACUAGGUUUGCUUGCUUCCAUUUUUGUUUUCCCAACACACCAUUUUUUAAUCUUAUACGGGCGUUGCUUUCGAUGACCAUGGCGAAACAAAAUUUCCGGCGCAUCACAAGAGUAAAGGUUCACUGUGGUACGUGACAGAAACUCUUUUGGUUCCUUCCUAUGUCACAACUGCAAGGUCUAGGGGUUUAUUAUAUUUUUGAUACGAUGCAAGUUGACACAAUUUUUUUCUUGUUGUCGCUGUCUUGAAAACUCAUAUUGAAUGCGCGUGCGAAAUAUCUAUCCUACAGGAGAGCGAAUAGAAAUGCUAUACGAGCUGAUGGGAUAUGGAAUUCCGGUCGCUCUGAUACCAACAACGGGAACUGGAACACUGAAAACCAAAACGUUUGCACAAUGGAUCAAAACAAAGAAAAUGAUGGAAUCUCUGAAAAGCGAGGGAAGCCGAAUCCUAGAAUGCCCAGGCAUGAAGGACGUUAUUUUUCGUUCUGCGGGCAAGUCCUGCAUGCUCCAUCCGGGAAACGUUGUGUUCCGCGGCAUUUUUGAAAAAUACCACGACGAACACGUCAAGGCGGGGCAAACGGGAAAAAGGGAUCUGGUGUGGAAGAUUGUGCAAGAGAUCGAGUCCAAGGGCGGGAGAUUUUUGGGCUGGGACAAACGAGGCUGGUGGGUUGUCCUAGAAGAAAGGAGCGAGAUUCGCAGCAAGGUUGCCAUUUCGCUUCGCGAUUACAACAAACAACAGAAGGCGAUCGCCAACGAACAGGUCUGCAAGAGCUUUACGUACGUGUUCAAACAACUGGACAGCGCCAAACGUAGGAAACAGGGCAACAUGUGUGAUUGUGACUCUUCCGACGAAGGUGUCCCACACUUUCGAGAAAGCUGUUGUUUUGCGAAAAUGUCUUUAUUGGAUGAGUGAGACACCGAACCAGCGACAGGGCAAGAUCAAUCAACUCGCACCAAAAAAUCACAAGAACAAGCGGCGUGUUCUUAUAUCCUCCCCCGCUUACUUGUUUCGUCUUGGUCGUCACUUUGUUUGGCUGGAAUCCUCAUACCACAUCGAACCUGGUAUAUUUAAAAUUUAGACAAGACGGAUCCAAUGCAAUGCAAGCCAAAUGCCGCGGUGGACUAAACUUUUCCUUUCGAUGCAACCUAGCAGCUUGGGCACCAAUUUGGCGGAUGACGAUGAUGUUUUCUGGAGUUGCUGCUGUCACCUAUUUUUGUUUGGGUGUGAACGAUUUUUAGUUAGACAUGGUUUCAUUCCACUUGGGGCAGCACAAUUCKUCUUCGUCAUCGGACAAAAUGGAACGCAACGUCCUGGUUUUGAUUUAGAUAUAUGAUGCCUAGUUCUCCCAAUAACUCACUCGACCUACGAGUCAUCCGCUUUGGUCCAUGCGCUUCGUUUCCUCUUCGAAACUGAUUGUAGUAGAGAAGUCAACGGAGGAUCUUGCUUGCUUUCGAUACGAAGACUUGUGGUGCAAUUGGCACAUUUUGAUUGUUUUUCAACAAAAUUUAUGUCCAUAAAUGAACAUAGAGCAAUUGA
Molecule: messenger RNA, 2633 nt
Organism: Pseudo-nitzschia multistriata
Lineage: Eukaryota; Bacillariophyta; Bacillariophyceae; Bacillariales; Bacillariaceae
Source: the annotation of a GenBank genome assembly